AUGGACAUAUUGAGUUGCAGGACCAUGUCUUCCCUCAUGUUGAGUUUAUUUUUGGGGGUCUCUGUUUCCAUUUGGCCCUUGGGUCCCGCAGCUGCCUUCCUGCUGCCGCCGUGCCAGCUCAUCAACCAGACCGUGUCUGUGGAGAAGGAGGGCUGUCCCCGCUGCCACCCAGUGGAAACAACCAUCUGCAGUGGGCACUGCAUCACCAAGGACCCUGUGAUAAAGACCCCAUUCAAAAACGUGUACCAGCACGUGUGCACGUAUGGAGACUUUUACUACAGGACGUUUGAGAUUCCUGACUGUCUCCCUGGCAUCGACCCUAUUGUCACCUACCCUGUGGCUUUGAGCUGCCACUGCGGCCGCUGUGCCAUGGACACAUCUGACUGCACCUUCGAGAGCCUGCAGCCCAACUUCUGCAUGAAUGACAUACCCUUCUACUACUAA
This is a messenger RNA of Sphaeramia orbicularis (orbiculate cardinalfish), 444 nucleotides long. RefSeq names its product gonadotropin subunit beta-2. Bases 1 to 444 code for a protein of 147 amino acids. Gene Ontology annotation, cellular component: extracellular region; cytoplasm. The transcript has 3 exons. The record is from RefSeq and is a predicted model, not a curated record. Gene Ontology annotation, molecular function: hormone activity. NCBI's taxonomy places the organism in Eukaryota, Metazoa, Chordata, Actinopteri, Kurtiformes, Apogonidae. Gene Ontology annotation, biological process: ovulation; G protein-coupled receptor signaling pathway.